AGCUGCUGCUAUCCCUCACUGCCGCUCCCAUCUGCAGGCUCUGGGCAGGAAGAUUCCUUCUCUUCUCUCCUCCAAGGUUCAGCGACAAAGCCGCCACCAUGCGGCAGAAGGUGGUAUCGCUCUUGUUGUGCUACCUGCUCCUCUACGCCUGCGGGCCGGUGGAGGCAGGCAAAAGGAAAGACUCGGAGGACAGCGACUCCGGAAUCUGGGGCGCGCUGCCCUACAUGGCGAUCGGAGCAGGGGCCCUGGUCUUGGGGCUGCCCGUUCUGGGCUUCACGGGCACCGGUAUCGCUGCCAACUCGGUGGCCUCCUGGCUGAUGAGCUGCUCGGCCGUAGCGAACGGGGGCAGCGUGCCCGCCGGAGGGCUGGUGGCCACGCUGCAGAGUUUGGGGGCUACUGGUGGUGGCAGUGCCCUCAUGGCCAACGUUGGUGCCGCUAUAGGCUAUACUGUCCACAAGCAGAUAGACAACAAGGGGGCAGAGGAGGAGGAGGAGGAGUGAGCAGCUUCCAGGACACCCAUCCCCCGCCCUCCUUCUUCCAGGUGAAGUCCAGAGCUCUCUCUGUGACACUCCAACGACCAGGUGAAAAUGAGAAUAAACUUCUCUCAGAAAACA
This is a messenger RNA of Myotis brandtii (Brandt's bat), 614 nucleotides long. RefSeq names its product interferon, alpha-inducible protein 6 (gene IFI6). Bases 99 to 500 code for a protein of 133 amino acids. Gene Ontology annotation, biological process: apoptotic signaling pathway. The record is from RefSeq and is a predicted model, not a curated record. Gene Ontology annotation, cellular component: mitochondrion; membrane. NCBI's taxonomy places the organism in Eukaryota, Metazoa, Chordata, Mammalia, Chiroptera, Vespertilionidae. The transcript is spliced from 5 exons.